CUGCUUUAGGGUUGGAUUUCCUUGCCACUGGUAGUCAGUUAACGGGAAGUGUUACAAACCAGACGCCUAAUGCGUUUGGUUUGAAUUGUGAUACUGUGACAAGUUCUAAUUAGUUGUCAGAGAUGGCAGUGGCUGCUGUGCACUUAGAGUCCGAUGCUUUUCUCGUUUGUCUUAAUCAUGCGCUGAGCACAGAAAAGGAAGAAGUUAUGGGUCUCUGCAUUGGAGAGGUUGAUAUCAGCAGGAUUGUUCACAUUCACUCUGUGAUUAUACUACGUCGUUCAGACAAGAGAAAAGAUCGGGUGGAGAUCUCUCCAGAACAGCUUUCUGCAGCCUCUACAGAAGCAGAGAGGCUUGCCGAAACGACUGGACGCCCAAUGAGAGUCGUGGGGUGGUAUCACUCUCACCCACAUAUUACAGUAUGGCCGUCACACGUAGACGUUCGAACGCAAGCAAUGUACCAAAUGAUGGAUCAGGGAUUUGUGGGGCUCAUUUUCUCCUGCUUCAUUGAAGAUAAAAACACCAAGACAGGACGAAUCUUGUAUACCUGCUUCCAGUCCGUCCAGGCACAGAAGGGUUCAGAGUAUGAUCGGAUUGAAAUCCCUGUUCAUGUGGCUCCUCAUGACACCAUUGGAAAAGUAUGUCUGGAAUCAGCAGUGGAGCUUCCCAAGAUCCUGUGUCAGGAAGAACAAGAUGCGUACAGAAGGAUCCACAGCUUCCAUGUUCUGCAAACUUCUGAGAGCCUGACUCACCUUGAUCCUGUUACCAAGAUCCAUAAUGGCUCAGGUAAAAAAACAUCACUCUCUGUUUUUUUCAUGAAGAAUCUUUGUAGCCAAAUGUCAGCUAUCAGUGGCCCAUUGCUUCAGUGGCUGGAAGAUCGUCUGGAUCAGAACAAGCAGCGUCUGCUAGAACUUCAGAGAGAGAAAGAGCAGCUACAACUUGAACUGGCCAGCCUUCAGUGAUACAAGCUAUAAGAAGUAAACGUGACUCCUCAUUACAAAAUCAGAUCGAGACUCCAAAGGAAAAUCUCAAAUGUAACUUUGCAGUGAAUGAAAUAGAGGCAACUGUGUGCUUCAGUGUUAUCAGAAGUUGUGUUCAGACCAUGGAAAUGUUUUGCACAGAGAAUGUUAAAAUUCCAUCUGAUUUGAGUGAACAGAAGGAUUUUUUUUUAUUUGUACUAUGUUUACCAGCCUACAGAGACAGUUUUUUUCCUUCUUACUUCUGCACAUGGCGUAGUUAUUGAUUUUACCUUUUCCCCCUAGUACUGUGCAGGUUUAAACACAGAAGACACUGUAUAUUUGUGUUAAAAAUAGUGUGGUAGCCAUACAGCUUGAUUUCUUUAAAAUGUUAGAAAAAUAAUCUUGUUAGACAGACCUGGACUGGAGUUACAUGUGCUUUACAUACCUGAGCAAGUGAUGUGACUUCACCACUUUAAGUUUGUUCUCUCAAAUUGAUAUCAUGCUGUGAGGUAAUCAUCUGUUUCCCAAAGAAUCAACAAGAUACUUCAGAAGAGUAUUCAGCAGUUGUUAAUGAUAUAACCUAAAGGAAGAUCUGGAGAAGAACAGGUAAAGCGGUUGGUGAGGGGGUGACACAGUACUUUCCAGAGUUACAGGUAAUGAUACUCUUGAGCUGGUUUAUUAACAUCACUUCAUGACUGUGACAUUAUACUUGCCUGACAUUACAGAAUUUGAAUGUGGCAGGGGUCAGUACAAAGCUGGAUGGCCUAUGUAACAAUCACUGCCACUUAACAGGCAGCCUGUUUAAUGAUUGUUCAGGUGUACAUUUCCUUUUCAGAGAUGUCGGAAUGUGUCAUGAUAUUUGAUGCACCAUUUUUUCCUUUAUGCUUCUUUCUGCUGUUGUGCAUGACUACUGUGAAGCUUCCCUCAUUGGCCAGCCCCUUGUUCCCCCAGAAUGAGUAUUACCCAGUAAGGCCACAAUCUGGCCAGGGGGGCAUCAGUACAGGCACUCUUAGUGGUGGUUUAUGAACUCAGUAGCAUAAAAUGUGUAUUUGAUAUGGCCCAAACCCCUCCUCUGCACAGGGGCAAGUGAGCCACAUUUCCUUGGGAAUUGCAAUGUACUCAUUAUAUAGGGACUGUCAUAUUCACAGCUUGAUGGCCACUCUGCUACCCAUAGGUCUAUAUUUUGUAUUGCCACUAAUCUUACCCCUCCACCCCCAGGAUUAAGAAUACCCAUUGUUUCCCACCUAAGAUCCAGCAGGCACUCAAAGCCAUAUUCACACUGUGGUCGCCUGGGCCCUAUGGCUUUAUCCUCCUACGCCAUCGGCACUGGCUACAUAGCUAUUUUGCUUUGAACUUUGUUGCUUUUCAUUAUUUUUCUUGCAUCGUUAUUUUUCUUGCAUCGUAACGCCCUUUUUCUACUUGUGAAGCUGCUUUCUUCUAGAAUAGGAAAAUUGAUGUCAGGACAUGUAAUUGCAACGUAAGCCCUGUGUGCUGUAAAAUCCAAAUAUUGAAGCCACAUUUCCUGUACAGUUGUUCCAUCCUUUUCUUUUCGCCAAGUACCUUUUUACCCCUAUGAGGAGUCGUACAGUUCUGAUGUUAUAGACAGUGUAUUUCAGGCCACUAAUACAUUCUUCUUAAUGUACUAUUUUUUUGUUGAACUGUAACUUGAAGUGUUCACCUUUUAUCUGUCACUCAUUCACGUAUGUCAGUGCCCCCCAAUCUUCUUUUCCAGCCCUGCAAUUUUUCCCAUGACAGUAUGGUAUGUCAGGGUUAUAUCUAACAUUUUUGUUUUGUCUUCUGAUGCUUACAUGAUCAGCUUUGUACGUUUACUCUAAUACAAAGGCCCUUCCAUACCCUUCAGCAUUUCGUUAUCUGCACUGCAAGGUUUGUACCUGCCAGAUUCCCCUUUGUGUGACCUACAGAAACGUAGAAGCCGCUCCUCCCAUGGCAUUAUGGGUGCACUGCGCAGUAGAAACAUUUCGGAAUUUCUGCUAUUGACCCCUCACACUGUCACCCAGAACCUUAUUGGGUUUCAGCACUACCUUGUCAUGCUGUCUGUUUAUGAGUCAACCCAGCAAUGAUUGUGACUCAGAAACUUUUCAUCUUCUGCUUGGUCAGCCCACCACUAUUGAGUGCUUUUAUGGCUUAUCUCCUGAAGUAUGUAACCUUGUACUUCUUUUCAUUAAAUCUUGCUGAACUUGUUUCUUCCUGCUCUACCAUGCUGCCCCCACUGAAUACUUGCCCUGGUAUCCUCAUCGUGACUCACUCACCAGUGUUUGCAUUAUGUGACUCACUCACCAGUGUUUGCAUUAUGUGACUCACCAGUGUUUGCAUUAUGUGACUCACUCACCAGUGUUUGCAUUAUGUGACUCACUCACCAAUAUUUGUAUUAUGUGACUCACUCACCAGUGUUUGCAUUAAAAAGCACAUGAUUUAUGAUCUCCAAACCCAUUAUGAUAGCUGAUGUAGAUUUGUUUAACAGAGCUGAUCUGAAGACUUCAGAUUCUGGCACUCCACUAUCUGUUGUCAUUUCAUAUGAGAUUUCCCUUCUCACAGCUAAACAGACUGUUUCUGAUUCACCCCACUGCAGCACUUUUGAGUACAUUCCCCAGAUUCAUUAUUAGUCCUGCCCUCUUCUGUGAGGCACAGAGUCAGAGGCUUAGGCAAAGAUCAUACACUGUAUCAAUGGGAUUCUUUUUGUCCCCUCACUUACCCAAUUGUAAAAUUUAAUCCUAAUGCCCUUGUAGGAGUCCUGCUAUGUGAAUCCGUGCUGUAAGUAACUGACUUGUCAUGCAGCACCUGUUCAGUUACAUUUCCCUGGAACAGAAGCGAGAUGAGUCAGAAGCUGAGCAUGAUGACAUCAGAGCAUGGAAUGACAGUGGAAGCACAGAUACUGUUAAUAAAGUAGUAAUAACAGUAAAGUCUCAUUUAAAAUAUAGAGAGAAAGAGUUGCUACUUGUACGCUUACUUUGCUGUAGAAUUUGAAACAUUUUCAACAUAUCGUCCAGAAUAUGUUAUUGUGAUUUAUGUUUGCAAGUACUUGUGUAACCUUUGAGGUGAGAGCGUACCUUAGAUUGACAUGUUAUGGUUUGAUAAAAGGAUGUGAUGUUCAAAGAAUAAGCAAGUCUUCAGCACCUCUGUGGUGUGCACUGGGAAUGUCGAUCAGACAGUAGUUUGAAUGACACUACUGUCAGAAUCGUAGUUAUUUACUUUGUUACUCUUAACCAAUUUUAUUUUAUAUCUUGUUAAACCUGAAUGAUAGUUACAUUCUUCAUUCUUUUACUUCCCUGUUUUACUGACAAGGGUUUACCAUUUUAAUGCUAUGCGCUUAAGUGCAUUUUUGGCUUGAAGUCACCAAAAUACCAUGAAUUGGAUCAUUAAAAAAAUUAAAAAUA
Molecule: messenger RNA, 4351 nt
Organism: Protopterus annectens (West African lungfish)
Lineage: Eukaryota; Metazoa; Chordata; Ceratodontiformes; Protopteridae
Gene: BRCC3
Product: BRCA1/BRCA2-containing complex subunit 3
Exons: 9
Coding region: 123-959 (278 amino acids)
Biological process (GO): double-strand break repair
Cellular component (GO): BRCA1-A complex; BRISC complex
Molecular function (GO): polyubiquitin modification-dependent protein binding; metallopeptidase activity; cysteine-type deubiquitinase activity
Source: RefSeq, a predicted model, not a curated record